This is a messenger RNA of Fopius arisanus, 5464 nucleotides long. RefSeq names its product pickled eggs (gene pigs). The transcript has 8 exons. The record is from RefSeq and is a predicted model, not a curated record. Gene Ontology annotation, cellular component: actin filament; stress fiber; cytoplasm. NCBI's taxonomy places the organism in Eukaryota, Metazoa, Arthropoda, Insecta, Hymenoptera, Braconidae. The coding region runs from base 719 to 3376 and encodes 885 amino acids. Gene Ontology annotation, molecular function: cytoskeletal adaptor activity; actin filament binding; microtubule binding. Gene Ontology annotation, biological process: regulation of microtubule polymerization or depolymerization; protein localization to microtubule plus-end; microtubule bundle formation.
CUUUUUUGACAGUUUCGAAUUUUUCAAGGUGCAAUACUACGAUACCACUGGGGUCACUCAAACCCUCAGAACGGAGUCUCUACUUUAGUCAAUCCUCUUUGACUGAGCCUUUUUUCACUUUAAUUUUUCACUUUAGUCAAUCCUCUUUGGAGUCACUAGUAAUUGACCCCCUCGAUAUCAUCGAGCCCAUCCUCACCAACAUGUUUGGAUAACCAGUCAUGUGGCUCCCCAAGUGUCAAUUUUUCUAACUAGAUCCCCUCCUUCCAACGGACUAAGGACUUUAAUAAAGCGAGAGAACUCGCAAGCUCUCCAGUCUCUCCCUGGGACGCGAUCGCGCGAGUAUGACGUCCAAGAAAAAUUCUCCAACCACAUGACUCAAUCUCCGAGCCAAAAUCCCCCGAAAAAUAAAAAUAUCCCGACACUCUUUGACCACUAAAAACUAAAAAAAAAAUUCAAUUCCACGCAAUCACCACUUGGCACUGACAUUUCACCGAUGGAUCUGUGAAUUCUUCGGGACCAGAACGAUGAAGUGCUAACCGAUAAUGACAAUUUUUCCAUUUCGGUGUUGAAUAAAAUUUGAAUUAAAAAAAAAAUAAUCCCGAGUCUUAUGAUUUUGGAGUGUCCAGCGCGAUUGUUUGUCGCGCAAAAAGUGUGACAGCUCGUCUGGUGACUGAAAAAAUUCAUCCUGGAUAACAACGAUUAGAGUGCCUGAGGAAAUAUGUCAGUCCUAUUGGAAGCCAGGCCAUACAGGCCAUUCAAAUCCUCGGAGGAGUACCUGAUUGCAAUGAAGGAGGAUCUAGCUGAGUGGUUAAAUGCCCUCUAUCCCGAGCUGAGGAUAAGCCUCGACAAUUUUAUGGACAGACUUGACACUGGCGUCGCCCUUUGCAAACACGCCAACAACGUUCGUCGUGCAGCAUCGGAUUACGUAGCACGCCGCCAGGCGCGGAAAAUAAUGACUCGCUCGAUAACAUCAUCAUUGGCCGUACCGAUGAGCCAUUUGAGCGAUGUGGCCUUCCUGCCAAACGCCAAGGCCGGUACAUUCUUCGCUCGUGACAACGUGUCAAACUUUAUAAGCUGGUGUCGCAACAGUCUCGGUAUCAUCGACUGUCUACUAUUCGAGAGCGACGACCUCAUAAUGCGUAAAAAUGAGAGACACGUUAUACUGUGCCUCCUCGAGGUCGCAAGACGCGGCGCCAAGUUCGGAAUGCUCGCCCCCAUGCUUGUACAGAUGGAGAGACAGAUUGACAGGGAAAUUGCUGCUGAGAAUAAAGCGUCAAAUGGGGAUGGCAAUGACGAGAGCGACGAUGAGUAUGGGGAGAUGCAACAGGACGAGCCGUGUCUUAUCUAUGGGCCACAGCCCCAAAUUGUCACCAAUGACCUCAAGAGCCUCGACGAAAUGGUUCGAGAACUGGUGGAGAGGUGUACGUGCCCAACGCAAUUCCCAAUGAUUCGCGUAUCAGAGGGAAAAUACAGAAUUGGUGAUACCAAAGUGCUGAUAUUCGUUAGAAUCCUCAGAAGUCACGUUAUGGUUCGAGUGGGGGGUGGUUGGGACACCCUGAGCCACUACCUAGACAAGCACGAUCCCUGUCGAUGUCGUACCUCUCAUCGCUCGAUGAUCUCCGCUAAGCUCAUACAAAAGGCCGGAGGAUCAUUUGAUCUUUGCAGCGCGCAGGUGCAUUACGAAAGAUCACCUCCGAGAACUCGCAGGAGUUCAGUGUCGAGUGUUGGGUCAUGCCCUGGUACAGUAAACCAACAGCAAUCCCUCCAGACACCAAGAAGCAUAUCGACAAAUCGAUCACGAUCACCCACCCCCCACAACGCGGGACGUAACCACCACCUCGGCGAUGAUCUCAAAAGAUCGGGCAAUCGUUCCCGGAGUCCAACACCCCAGACCAAGUUAACGAGUCCGGUUCGCCAAGGGAGUGACCUUGAGAGUAAAUCAAGAUCGCGAUCACCAACACCCAAGUCGAAUGCACCAACCGGAAGCCCUACAUUCAAACCGGAAGUCAAUAAAUCUGGUCGCACGAGUCCUAUCGACGCCACGAGAAAAGCUCUCAACGAGGAAAUACGACAAGUCAAGUACGAUGGAAGAUCCCAGAUGUAUCACAGCCGACAUCAGGAUAAUUAUCAGGAUCCGAAGAAAGAUCUCCACCAGGAGAUUCGUUCAAAAGUGCCUCUGUCCGAGGACUUUUCAAAACGAUAUGUCGUGGAAGGUGGUGUAGCAAAACGAACAGACAGAGACGACACACCGAAGUACGAGCCCUCGAUCUACAACUACAAGUGCGGAAGAGUGGAUUCUACAAGUCGUAGCCCAACACCAAGUCCACCAGCGAUUAAAGAGGAGGUUGAGACAUUUGGUAAAUCGGGCCACGACGGUGAACAUUCUGACAACGGUAGUGAAGUGUCUGACGAGGGAUACAGAAGUUUGGGUACUGUACAACCACCACUGAUCAACGGUACACCAGCAACGAUUAACCAUACAUCGCCCACGGUUGUCGCCUGUCAAAAACAACCGUCACCCCCGCGACCGGAAGUGGAGCGCUCGUGCGUCGAGACCGACAGCAUCGAGACAGGUCUGCGCAAGACAAAAACCGGAAGUCCCCGUGCAUCGCCAUCCCGGAGUAUUCCAGGUGAUCGUACCACUCGUGCACAAUCAAUGGUACGAGAGAACAGCAAUCUCUCUCGUUGUUCAUCAGGAAGCAGAACACCGAGAGAGGGUAACUCAAGCCCUGAGGGAAGUCCUCUCAAACGAAAUGGAUUACGAACUAGCAUGCGUAAACCACCAGCUGGUACACUGACAAAAACUCACCAUCAGAGUCAUUCACAAAGUGGCAGUAGCACCUGGAACGGUCGUCAAUCGAAACAGCGUCCAGGCUUGUCAUCAGAUACCUUUGUUAAUCCAACAGCAGCCAUUAAUGGCAAUGUUAAUCGUGCCUCACCGUCAUUGAAUUUCUCCAGGAAGAAUACAAACAGACAGAGUCUACCAAAGACAUCCAUGAAUGGUGUACAGUACGACAGAAAUGGUAGGAGAAUAAAGCCGACAACUAGUGUUUCGCUGCAGUCAUCGCCAACCAAAGUUGCCAAUCCCUUGUUAGAGCAGAUACUGCAGAAAGUUGGACAUCUGCAGGACGACAAGCAGGUGGUGCAGAAGCUCCAGGAUUUGUUGAGAAAUUAUCAGGAUAGCAGCGAUGGUGAGCCAAAUCUUGAAUUUACGAGGGCGUGGAUUGAUGGUAAUGGUACUGUUGCAUUGCCCCAAGAGGGACACGUAUCAACGAGUCCAAGAAAGGAUCCCAAAGCAACCAAUGAGAGGGGUUUUUCAAGAAUACCAGCGCCUGUGUACAAACGGGCAAUGUCUGUCAAUUCCGACAGCAUUUGAAAUUCCAUACACCGUGAGGAUUAUUCCAGGGUGGAACUCAGUGAUUCAGGGCCACCAAGGGGUUCUAGAAUUCCCGUUAAGACGGAUAAGAGGCCUAUUUCCAUAGCGAAUUGUCGGGCCUGACGGAUCAAACAGUGAAGAGUUGAAAGAACAUCAUAAUUUCACGUUGAUGCAUCAAUCAAUUUUUGACCUGUUAAUUCGCAGAACGAGUUGAAAUCAAAUAAAAAGGGAACGCAACGAAAUGGAACGAGAACCGCAAAUUCGGGGAAGUCCCUUUUUUGUUACUUACUGCGGCCAGUUUCAGAAGUUACUCAUAGCUGACGUUACGAUAAAGCCAUUCAAGGAAGUAGCCUUGUGCUUUUAUUAUAUUACUUUUUCAUUUCGAUUUAUCGUAGUUUAUUUUCCAAAUGGUGCAGCGUGAAAAUACCUCGGUGAUACCCAAGCUGAUGAAGCUGGGAUGGUGCUUAAUGGAGAGAAUAGUAGUUGAUUGAUUGAUUAUCGAUCUAUUGCUUUUCAUCGCGAAGAGUAAGAGCUUUUCUUUUUCGUCUAGGCUAAAAUUUAAUUAGCGAUGAAAAUUGCGCGUAGGAUUAAGCGUUAAGUGUCCUGCGUUGUUGAAUUUUCUUCGGACAAUUACUGGGAGAUGAGAUUCGGAAAAAUUAUUCAUUUGAAUAAAGCCGAAAUGGAAAAAUAUCGGUGAAAUGCGAGUAACCGAGUGAUUCGUAUAUUUUUUUAACGAUGUAAGAUCGAAAAUAUGUUUUAUCGUGUAGGAUUAGGUCGAAUAAUCUCGAUUCAAAUGAAUGAUCUUUCUGGAGUUUUAGAUUGGAGAUUUCAAGUGAAAUACCAAUACAUCACGAUUAUCACAUGACAUCGGUUAAUUACGCAUAUUGAUGAGAUUACAUUAAACAAUCUGAAGUUGAUAAACGAAUUUUUCGAUAAAUUUCGAUGCGCUGAAAUAGGCUAUUCUUGUUUUCAUCGAUCUACGAUCGUUUUCUUUACAAAUUUAUUUAUUUAUAUAGUCUAUCGGUUGUAUUUAUCAAAGACGAUUUAAUUACGCGUUGAUGCAGGGAGAUGAGUAAAUACUAUUGGUAACGUAUACCGAGAUGAGAGGCUAGAAUACGAGAAGGAGGCAAUGAUUUAAAAAAUAAAAUGCCAACUUAUAUCAGAGAAUAAAUCCUUCAGACUGCACUGAAUAUCCUAACGUCUGACAAUUGUCAUUCCAGUGUUUAAACAUUUUUUAUACCAAAAUCAUGUAGAAGCCUUUUUGUAUGUAAAAACGAAGAGUUUAAAAUAAAAUAGUGUCUUACGUGCACUGACAGUUCUAUUCACUCGAGCUUAGACUAACGAAUAGAGCAGAUAACGUAUACAAGUGAGAAAUAAAUAAAAAAAAAUUAUAGUGAAAGUCGUACAAAAGUGAUUUUUUGACGAGAGACUAAAUUCAAAAAUGCCCAAAACUAUUUUUAGUAGCGCGUGUAUAGUUGAUAAUAAUCAAUUUUCUAGAUUAAUACCAGCAGAUGUGAAUUCUAAACGAUAAAAUAGUAGAGCCGUUGAAUAUUCCCAGUGAUGAAAAUAUUAAAUCAAAUUCAAUAGUAGAUCACCUUAUAAUGUUGUUUCGUUAAUGAAUUUGUGUAAUUAUCUAUUGAAAUAACCCACACGAAAUCAAAAUGUAUCGAUGACUUUGAGAGUACAUGACAUUAUAAGUCACUGGCUGGCAAAUAGCCGCCCACGUACGCCAUUGUAAUGGCUAAUCUAAGUAACCCCUUCUACAUUAUUUUCCGAACAAAAGAUCCAUGAAUAAUUAAAAAACAACACUUCAAUGUUCCAGAUAAAGGUGUCAUCACUACCCGUUCUUUCUCGUUAUUUUAUAAUACCCAACUACCAGAAAUCAUCGAUGAUCGAUGACCUAUCAUUAAGUCAUAACAAUAAGUUUAGUACUUGUCAAUGUUACGAAUGAAUGAAUUACAAUAAUCCAUAAUAGCUAUUAUUUUUUCAACAAUUACCGUUGUAUCUUUAUUAUUUUCACCGUAACAGAGAGGAUUUGACGAGUUUUACACUGAAAUAAAUCCGUGAAAGUGAGCAAUGAAAAAGAAA